AUGGAUAAGGUGGCAGUAAUCACUGGUGGUGCAAGAGGAAUAGGAGCAGCCACAGCAAAAUUGUUUGCAGAAAACGGAGCACAUGUUGUGAUUGCUGAUGUUCUUGAUGAUCUUGGUGCCUCACUAGCUGAAUCCAUUGGUGGAAGAUUCAUACACUGUGAUGUGUCAAAGGAAGAAGAUGUUGAAUCAGCCAUUAACCUUGCUCUUUCAUGGAAGGGACAUGUGGACAUUAUGCUAAACAAUGCUGGGAUUGGAGCCAUUGAUGGAAGCAUUACAAGCCUUGACAUGGAACAUGUGAAACAUUUGUUAUCCAUAAACCUCAAUGGAACCAUACAUGGAAUCAAACAUGCUGCAAGAGCAAUGAUCAAAGGCCAAAAGGGAGGGUCCAUCAUAUGCACCUCAAGUGCUGCAGCCAUCAUGGGUGGUUUGGCUUCACAUGCUUACACUAUGUCUAAAGCAGCAAUGGAUGGUUUGGUGAGAAGUGCUGCUUGUGAGUUGGGAGUUCAUUUGAUAAGAGUGAAUAGCAUAUCACCACAUGGGGUUGCCUCAGAGAUGCUUCUAAGUGCUUUCAAGAGGUUUGAGAAGGUUGACAUCACCCUUGAAGAGUUGAAAGGGCAUAUUGGGAAGAGGGCAAGUUUACUUCAAGGGAAAGGUGCAACUGCAGAAGAUGUUGCACAUGCCGCACUGUUCUUGGCUAGUGAUGAAUCUAGCUUCAUAACAGCACACACUUUCCCAAUUGAUGGAGGAUACACUUCUGCUGUUAGUCACAUGAGUUUCAUUUACCAAGAUCCAAAGUGA
Messenger RNA from Arachis stenosperma, 798 nucleotides. Its product is annotated as short-chain dehydrogenase reductase ATA1-like. Gene Ontology annotation, molecular function: oxidoreductase activity. The record is from RefSeq and is a predicted model, not a curated record. Bases 1 to 798 code for a protein of 265 amino acids. The transcript has 2 exons. Lineage: Eukaryota; Viridiplantae; Streptophyta; Magnoliopsida; Fabales; Fabaceae.